This is a messenger RNA of Penicillium egyptiacum, 474 nucleotides long. The record is from the annotation of a GenBank genome assembly. Lineage: Eukaryota; Fungi; Ascomycota; Eurotiomycetes; Eurotiales; Aspergillaceae.
AUGAUUCAUUCAUUGUCAUGUGGUAUCCACUGGUUUGCAUGCGGCUCAGCCUUUUGGUGGCUGCGGAGUAACAUCAUUAAAAAUCACUACCAAGAUAAAGCCUCGCCGAGGGAGCGCACGUACGCGAGUGCUUUAUGCGGUGGCAUUGCUGGCGGAAGUGUAACGAAGUUAAUGGGAGGCCGGCUGGUUCCGGGAGCUAUCAUUUUCUCACUACUCGGCUACUGCGGCCAGGGCGUCUUCAACCGAGUGGACGCAUGGCAAAUGGAAAAUGCACACAAGACAUCAAAACCUCUGAUGCAGCGAAUGGCUGAAUCUAAAUGGGUCCCACUCCGCACACUAUCUGACCAAGAAUACAGGGGGAUGUUGGGUGAAAAGCUGCUUAGCAUCGAGGCUGAGAUUGCUCUUCUUGACGAUAAGAUCCAGGAACUGGAGAAGUCUAGACCAGUCCCUGCUUCAAGCCCAAAGGAAACCUGA